Galleria mellonella (greater wax moth) is the source of this 1974-nucleotide messenger RNA. Its product is annotated as coiled-coil domain-containing protein 22 homolog. The coding region runs from base 588 to 1808 and encodes 406 amino acids. Gene Ontology annotation, biological process: positive regulation of ubiquitin-dependent protein catabolic process. The record is from RefSeq and is a predicted model, not a curated record. Gene Ontology annotation, molecular function: cullin family protein binding. The transcript has 8 exons. Lineage: Eukaryota; Metazoa; Arthropoda; Insecta; Lepidoptera; Pyralidae.
AUUAACUAUUUGUUUGCUCGUUAUUUCAUACGCGUAAAUUUGAUGGUGUAUUAACAUAAAACACCAGUUUUUAAGUUGGAUCUUCAACAACACUACAGUGAAAACCACAUUUAAUUUUGUCCAGUAGCUUUUGCUUGAUAUCAGAGCAAACAUAAAAUUUUUUUUGUGGUUGAUUGGUCUUAUUAAGACUCCUCGUAUAAAUUUUAUCAAUUACCUCCAAUUUACCUAUAUACAUUGCCUAGUUACAAUUUUAUUAUAAUAGUAGGAUAGUAGUCUUCAAAUUCACACGGGAAAUUUGUAGAUAGUGUUAUAUUCUUUCUUAGAGAUUUAGGCUAAUUGUAAAUAUUGAUGAUGGUGUUAAAAAUAUAUGUGAUUUGCCAGUGGAAACUAUUAUUGAAUCCGCCUCUAAAUGUUUGAUUACCAUUAAUCAGUCAUUAAAAGUGCCUAUCAAAUUACCAACAGGCAUAUCACACAGAAUAGAAGUGGCAGCUCAAAUAGCCUCCAUUUGUAAGGACCUGGGUUACAAAAAUGAUGUUGGCUAUCAAACAUUUCUUUAUUAUAAUGAAGCAGAAUUACGACAAGUCUUUAUGUUUCUCAUUGAAAGAUUACCAAAUGAAGGGAAACAGAAAACAGCCGAUGCAAUAGAUACAAAUAGAAAAUCAUUACUUUUACGAAAUAUUAAAUAUAAAAUUGGUGAAGAAAUGAACUUGAUUUGGAUUCCACCUUGUUGCAAUCUUCCAAGUCAACAGAGUAUUGGUGAUUUUACAUAUUCCAAGGUAAAUUGUGACCAAACUACAAUAAAAACUAGUCUCACUAAAGAGGAAUUGGUACAAAAGUUACUGAAAAUGAAAGAAAUUAUAAAUAAAAAGCAAGCUUUACCUAUAACACAUCUUGAGGAGAUCAAAAAUGUCUGUAUAGAUGAAACGAAUAUGGCAUGCGAAAUAAAUAAAAGCCUAAAAGAAUUAAAAGAAAUUGCUAUUCAUCUAAGGCAAAAGUUAGAUACUCUAGAGAGUGAAAGGAAUGUGAUGGAUGUUGAAUAUUCUCAGGCCAUAAAAUCAUGUGAAAGAGCUGAAGCGGAUAUGAAAAAUGUUCAAAAUAUUCUAAAUAGUAUUGGAAUAACGGACAUAGAAAAUGAAGGAGCAAUAGACAAUACAUUGGAAAAAGUCCAAAAUAACAUCAAUAUGUUACAUAGGAAAAGUGAAGAGUUAACAUCAAAAAAUUUGUCCCUCAAAGUAGAAAUCGAUAAAAUACGAAGCAGUAUGGCUUUAUCUGAGUCUGAAAGAAGCAAAUGUAGAAAUAUAUUGAUAAAUUUGAAACAAAAUGCUAAAGAUAUGAAAGACGAAUAUGAAAAAAAAGAGAAAAUAAAAAAGCAAUUAAAAAUAAAUUACGAAAAAUUAAAGGGAGGUAAUAAAAGGUCAACUUACACGAAAAGAAUAUUAGAAAUAAUUAGCAAUGUUGAUAAACAAAACAUGGAAAUAAAAAAAAUAUUAGAAGAUACAAGACAAUUACAAAAAGAAAUAAAUUCUUUGGAAGGUCAAUUAGAUAGAUGCUUUACUCUUGCAGAUGAAACUUUGUUCAAGGAUGCAAAGAAAGAUGAUCAAGCUAAAAAAGCUUACAAGUUACUAGCACUGUUACAUUCAGAAUGCAAUACAAUUGUCUCUCUGGUCAAUGAUACUGGUUCUUUAGCCAGGGAUAUAGUAGAUUUAGAAGAUAAUAUUAAAAAUGAAAAGGCUAAAAGAACUGAAGAUAUUUUGAAAAAGAUCAAUCUUGAUCUCACCCAAAUGCAAAAGGAAUCUAUUCCAAACUAGUAAUGAGACUAAUUUAAUAUAGUAUUAGUUAAAUGAAAAUGUUAUGCUUUCUGUAUAAUAAAAACUAAAAAAUAAUUGCAAUAAUAAUUUUAUUAAUUAAAUAAAUUUUAAGUUUUGUUAUUUUCGUUUAGGCAAAAUUUCUGGUGGAAUAUAAUUAUUGUCACUA